AUGGAAGACCCCGUGGCGGCCCCCUCCUCGUCCUCCACCGCCCCUGCCGCUGCCGCAGCGGCUAGGGUUCCGGCGGCGGUGGCGGCGGCAGCCCCUGCCGUUACCUCUGCGCCGCCCGCUCUCGCUCCGCCGCAGCCACCUGCCACCGCCGCGGCCGCGGUCCCUGAAGCCGCGGCGGCGUGCCGGAGGCAGCUGUUCACGGUGGAGCUGCAGCCAGGGGAGACCACCAUCGUGUCGUGGAAGAAGCUUCUCAAGGAGGCCGGGCACACCGCCGUGGCACCGCCAGUGAAGGCGGAGCCAGCGUUCGCUGCACAUGCGGGCCCAUCUGGUGCGGCACAUCCUGCAGAAAAUGACCCAAAGGAUCCAACGCAGCCAAAUCGGUUCAACGCAGUCAUUGAAAAAAUUGAGCGUCUUUACAUGGGAAAACAUAGCAGCGAUGAAGAGGAUCUUAAUGAUGUGCCAGAUGAUGAUCAGUAUGACACUGAGGAUUCUUUCAUUGAUGACGCCGAAUUGGAUGAAUAUUUUGAAGUCGAUAAUUUGAAAACUAAGCACGAUGGGUAUUUUGUGAACAAGGGAAAGUUGGAACAGAUUGAACCUGGCACAUCAGCAAAUGUCGCUCCAAAGAAAAGGAGAAGAAAGGAUGCAUCAAGUACUUAUCUGGAGACUAAUCACCUUGCUCCAGUUGAUUAUUUCGAUAUUGGUGAUGUACCUGGAAAAUCCUCUGCAAGAGGUACUGUGCAGGCGGGAAAACAAUUAGCUAGUAGCAACAUAGGUUCUUAUGGUCAAUACUACGAGGACAAUAGAGUGGUGAAGAACAAAACCAGUGGUCCUGGAGGAGCCCCUAAAAGAAAAUCUUCUGAAUUCUCGGGUGGUGAUGCUGCAGCACGCGCUAAGAUUAUUAAGGAUGUCUCACAUGCUCCUUUGGAGCUAAGAGACUUGGAAAAGCAUAAAGCUGCAGCACUACCUGUUGACUAUGCUCAUAAGUCAAAAACCAGUGAGACAUUUGAUUAUGCUUAUCCAGCUUACAGGGAUAAAGGCACUUCAGCGCAACUUGAUUUCCAACAAAGAAAGGUAAGCGGAGAAAAUCAAGAUCCAUCAAAUAGAAUCUAUCGCAAAGAGAAACAUGGAGCAAGCGAAUAUCCUGGCAUGGCUAUGGCUAGUGCUGUCUAUUCUACACAAACAAUGCACCCAGUUGUUGGUAGGGAGGGUUCAGGUACUAAACCCAAAGGCACCAGGCUUGAGCGAGCUAUUCGCGAUCUCCAGAAGAUUGUUGCAGAAUACAGACCACCUACAAUUGAUAUUAAUGAGGUAGAUCCAAAUGGCCAGGCAGCAGUUAAAAGACGGUUGCCUCCUGAAGUAAAGCAAAAGCUUGCCAAGGUUGCAAGGUUAUCGGCAAAUCAGGGAAAGAUCCAAGAACAUGAGCUAAUGAAUCGCCUAAUGGGCAUAGUUGGACACCUUGUUCAGCGCAGGACACUGAAGAGAAACAUGAAAGAAAUGGUAGAAUCAGGUAUAUCUGCUAAACUGGAGAAGGCUGACAGGUUUCAGCGUGUAAAAUUGGAGAUCAAUGAAAUGAUCAAAGCACGUAUGGCUGCAAAGUCCAAGGUCAAUGAACAACAGGAUGGUUCAGCUGAUGAUUUUCAGGUUGCUAAUGAUGACAGAAGAGCUUUAAAAACAAAGUAUGCAAUGGAUACUGCAUUGGAGGACAUUUUGUGUGAUCUGUAUGAUAUGUAUGUUGAGGGUAUGGAUGAAGACAAGGGCCCUCAAAGCAGGAAGUUAUACGUAGAGCUUGCAGAGUUAUGGCCUCAAGGUUACAUGGAUAAUGUUGGAAUCAAAGAUGCCAUUUAUAGAUCAAAGGAGCGAAAAAGAUUAUUGUACAGCCAGCAAAAGGUUCGCAGUGAAGAGAGAAUGAAGAGGAAGAGGAUGGCGGCGGCAGCAAAGCUGCAAGAUGGCUUCCCCGUUGUAAUGCAAAGUGGAGUUGUCCCACAAGUUGCACAACCACCCAUUACAAAUUCCAUCACAUACCAUGCGGCUGAUUAUGGACAGAACCAGGGGUCGAAAUGUUUUGAAAGGGCUCGUGAAACGAGCUCCAGUGCAAAUCCUGAUGAUGGCAACAGAAAUGCUGGCGAGAUGAAGAAGAAGAAAAGAAAACAUGAAUAUGAUCUUGUAGAUACAGAAGCUAACCUACCAAAGGCUCCCUUGCAGCAUGGGAGCGAGAAGCAAAAGCCUUCCAAGCCUGCUGACGAGGCCAGUGCUGGUAGCCUGCCCUCCACGGCGACAACUCAAACUGUGCUUGGUCUACCAACAGUGCUUGGUCAUAACCAACAACCUAGCUGA
This is a messenger RNA of Miscanthus lutarioriparius, 2334 nucleotides long. NCBI's taxonomy places the organism in Eukaryota, Viridiplantae, Streptophyta, Magnoliopsida, Poales, Poaceae. The record is from the annotation of a GenBank genome assembly.